Molecule: messenger RNA, 4988 nt
Organism: Eufriesea mexicana
Lineage: Eukaryota; Metazoa; Arthropoda; Insecta; Hymenoptera; Apidae
Gene: tws
Product: protein phosphatase 2 regulatory subunit tws
Exons: 12
Coding region: 1110-2519 (469 amino acids)
Cellular component (GO): protein phosphatase type 2A complex
Molecular function (GO): protein phosphatase regulator activity; protein binding
Source: RefSeq, a predicted model, not a curated record
CCUCGUCCCGAGCCGACGGCUCGAGGGACGACGGAGCGUUUCAGUAGUAAACACCAGUUGGCGUAAGACAGUGUCGGAUGGCUGUCAUCGUUCUGCGGUCGCUACCACGAUACGUGGUGUGUGUACAAUCAGGCGGUGGUGUGUGUACGCUGGCCGCGUGUGUAUCCAUGUCCAUUUCUUAAGGAACUUGCACGAGUAUUCGUGCAUGCGACGUGCGUGCGUGCAUACGAAAGCCUAUUUGCCCUCGUGCUUUAGAGUGGUCGUGACGACGCGUUGUUACUCGUGGCAUUGCCCACUACGUUUAUCGAAAGUGCACACCGUUAUUACUUUUACGUAUUCAACUCGACGUUGCACCUGCUCUCUUUGGUCCUGGUGUCGUUCACCGAGGCGUCUGGUUGCCCGACCGUCCAACUUCCUGUCUGUCGAUCAGGAAGACGAAAAUCAGGACGCGGUGGAGUAGUAUUCCGAGUGUUUAACUGCAACGUGCAACUGAUUGUCUGAUCAACGAAGAAUCUGUUGGUGAAAAACAAAGGUAUUACCUUCGAAUCUGCACACACGCGUACGUCAUCGCCCCGAACUGAGACUUUAUCUUACGGCAAAUGCUACAGCCACGUGAAUAAACUCAUGGUACGAGCUUAAGGCACGGUAAAUAUGUGUACAGCAAAUGACCAGUAACAUCCUCGGUUGCGGAGGUGUCCGGAGGUCUGUGCAAGUUUGACGCGAGGUAAACCAGCGGUGGAGUUAAUCAAAUUUCAAUUUCCAUCCGCCAUCAGGUCAGCACGAGAGGUCGUUCGUCGAUUUCGUCGAAUUAAUAGGCUGCGUGACGUAGGAGCCUGAUAGAGGAGAUCGGUAUAAUAGUAAUCUGAACGGCGCAACACGAAGUGACGUUGAGGCAAAGUGGAGGUUGAGAUUAAAGAUAAUAGCGUGGUUAACAGGUGGAAAAGGGUUGAAAUUCGCGAAAUACCACCACGCGUCACGCAGGGGUGGUGGGUCUAUGGGGGGCUCCGCCCCAGCGGCCCCCCGGCUCCAGUCCAAACGGAAACUGCCGGAACGGCGCUAUCCUGGCAAGGUCCAAGACCGCACCGCUUCCGGUACCACCGUCAAAACGGAUGAAGAGCCCCUCCAACAUCAUGAGGCAGUCUAGCCUCACCAAGCUUGGUUCCAUGAUCAAUACCGCCGUGAACAAGAGAGUCGGCAAUGGUGACAUACAGUGGUGUUUCUCACAGGUGAAAGGAACGUUAGAAGACGAUGUCACUGAAGCUGAUAUAAUCUCAUGUGUUGAAUUUAACCAUGAUGGUGAUCUCCUUGCAACAGGAGAUAAAGGUGGUCGGGUUGUUAUUUUUCAGAGAGACCCUGUUAGUAAAAACAGUAUACCUCGGAGAGGUGAAUACAAUGUGUACAGCACCUUUCAAAGUCAUGAACCUGAAUUUGAUUACCUGAAAUCACUAGAGAUAGAAGAAAAAAUUAACAAAAUUAGGUGGUUAAAAAGAAAAAAUCCUGCACAUUUUUUACUUUCCACAAAUGAUAAAACAAUUAAGUUGUGGAAAGUCAGUGAACGAGAUAAAAGAGUAGAAGGAUAUAAUACAAAGGAAGAAAAUGGUACAAUUCGUGAUCCUGCUUGUAUCACUUCCUUGAGGGUACCAACUAUAAAGCCAAUGGAGUUGAUGGUAGAAGCAUCCCCAAGGAGAAUAUUUGCCAAUGCGCACACCUAUCAUAUAAACAGUAUAAGUGUCAAUAGUGAUCAGGAGACAUACCUCAGUGCUGAUGAUCUUAGAAUUAAUCUUUGGCACCUUGAGAUCACAGAUCAGAGUUUUAAUAUAGUAGACAUUAAGCCAACUAAUAUGGAAGAACUAACAGAAGUAAUAACUGCUGCGGAAUUUCACCCAGCAGAAUGUAAUGUCCUGGUAUAUAGUAGUAGCAAAGGAACAAUUAGACUCUGUGACAUGAGAUCAGCUGCGCUUUGCGACCAACAUAGUAAGCUCUUUGAGGAACCAGAAGAUCCCACAAAUAGAAGUUUCUUCUCCGAAAUAAUUUCAAGUAUAAGUGAUGUAAAACUUAGUAAUUCGGGAAGAUACAUGAUCAGUAGAGACUACCUCAGUGUGAAAGUGUGGGAUUUGCAAAUGGAAACAAAACCCAUUGAAUGUUACACUGUACAUGAAUACCUAAGAUCAAAGUUAUGUUCAUUGUAUGAGAAUGAUUGUAUCUUUGAUAAAUUCGAGUGUUGUUGGAGUGGUAAUGAUUCCGCUAUUAUGACCGGUUCAUACAAUAAUUUCUUCAGAGUAUUCGAUCGUACAACUAAACGUGAUCUCACAUUGGAGGCAGCACGCGACAUUGCCAAACCAAAAACACUUUUAAAACCUCGUAAGGUGUGUACUGGUGGUAAACGUAAAAAGGAUGAAAUUAGCGUUGACUGCCUUGAUUUCAAUAAAAAGAUAUUACAUACUGCUUGGCAUCCAUCUGAGAAUGUGGUAGCUGUUGCUGCUACGAAUAAUCUCUUCCUAUUUCAAGAUAAACUCUAGCACAUCUGUAUGCAAAUCAUUCAGCGGUAUAUAUUGACGUGAGCAAGGCACGUUCAACUGAAAAGUCCCAGUGGAACAAGGGGUGUCUGAAUUACACUGACGAAUGUCGACUAUUAAUAUGUUAAUGGUUGACUGACCGAAAAGUGGUGUACGUAGCGCCGUCCACACAGCUCACAUAUUCAUACACACUAUGUAUACACAGAGACAUACAGAAUUGCACGUAACACCUUGUCGCGCGUAUAUAUGUGUAUAAAUGCAUGCAAGCAAAGACAUAUGCAUAGUUCUCCAAACUACUGAAUUCCGCUAGUUGAAAUAAAAUGCACGUGGAAUCAUUACCCAUUGAUUAAAAGAAAAGGAAAUGUACAGUUCAAUCAAUCAACAGACUCGUGUUGGCGGUUAUUAUUUAACUAUUUUAAUAGAAGAUUAAUAUGUUCCGUUUGCUUGUAUCAUAGAAAUUUUGAUACCGUACAAUUUAAAGUGCUUUUUAAUAUAGGUGAUUUUUCUACAUAUAUGGAAUGAUAUUUGUAAUAGAAGUGCAUCAGUAGGACCAACUGCAUAUAAUUAAGUCACCAAACGCGGUAGAAUGUAUCUUGGGUACAUGUGCGUUGUGCAUAGAAUAUCAUUGCUUAAUAAAUUAUUUGCCAAGCAAAAUGCCUAGAUGUGCAAAAUUAAAAUUAGGGAUGAUUAUAUGUGCCAAUGAGAUUAAUCUAUAGCUCAUUACUAUUUUAAUUUCAAUUCAGUAUUGUUUCCUUUGUAAGUUCCGAUAUGAUACCAUUUUUGUUUUCGACAGAUAUUUGAUUCAAAAUUAAACUUUUUCAUACGAAUACAGUAUCCUCUAUUUAUCAAAUUCGUUGCUGAUUUUAGAAUAAACAUAUUUUCAUAAUUAUUAAUAGUUGCAUUUAAAGUAUAAUAUUAGCAGCUAUACAUGUGGAGAAAGCCAAACUUUUGAUGAUUUGAAUUAGUCAUUUACUAUCAUCACUUAGUAAAAGAUAAUAUUAAACAGUAGGCCUAUAUUCCCGCGUCUUUGUUUCCUAAAUACAAUGUUAUUAAAUACACUUGCUAUGGCAUGUUAGUUAAAAACAAAUAUUCGCCGAUACGAGUCAAGGUAUGAGAAGAUAAGGCAAAUUCAUCUUCUAGUAAAAGUUCGAAGAAAGGUUAAUGUUAAUGCAUUGCAUACAUUGAACGGUAAAAAAAUAUGGGUGUAAAGCACCAUUCGUCAGUUGCUGCUUUCUAAUAGAAAAAGAAUUCAGUCAAGAAAUAUAAGGAACUUGUGGUAACUAUAAGUGAAAUACAGAUUUUCUAAUAUUUCUUAUUGACAACUUAUUAACACUUAUAUACUUACACUUAUAAGCAGCGAUUUCGUACACGAAUAAAAGUAAAACUAAAAUUAAAAAGUGCAUUUGACGAUGGUAAGCUGCGCUUGCAGAGUUUAUGUAAAUUAAAUAUGUGCUGAAUAACAUGUAUAUUAGCGGAAUAUAACGUCAACAUUGGUAAAAUCUAUAAUGAUGAAAUUUGAACAUAAUAAUAAGUGAUUGAAACAUAUGCGCGGAUUUUGGAUUGCGAUCAAGGUGAAUAAAAUUGAAACUUUUUUAUUAAUAAAAACCAAUAGAGAAAGUUGUCCUUAGUGACAAAUACCUUACAUCAGUGACUUAAAUUGUACAUGAUCGAGAAUUAGAAGUAAUAAUUUUCACGUGUACAAAUAAGAAUUCUUGAGUCAUAGGCAAAUAAACGACUUUCGAGGUUUCCUAACACUAUACAAGCAAUCAUAUAGUUUUAAAAAGAAAAAUAUAUGAUUGCUGUGCUAAAACCGGAGACUCGCUUUAAUCUGCGAAUCGUCCUUAACUUCUAAUUAGUUCUCUGAAAGAUCUGCUAUAUGGCCAAAAAUAGAUACACGUGAUAUAAAAAGCUAUUUUAAAUUAUGCGCUUUGAAUGGUUUCAACUAAUCACAUUCUUAUUCAAAUGAUGUAAUAUUUAAGCAUUAAGUUUUAGGUACUGGAAAUUAUUAAUUAGGUAUUUUAUGCGUUGGAUUUUAAUGUCCAAUUUAAUUUAAAAAAAAAUAUAUAUAUGUAUUACAUAUUAUUACGUUUCUUGCAUAAUACGACUUUUAUUAAAGGGCGGGGGAAAAAGGAAAAAGACAAAAAUAUUGAUAUGGUAUCGCUUAAGGAAUUUAAUUAUGUUAUUUGCAUAUUAACGCAAAAGCAAUAACGGGAGAAAGAAAUCUCCUUUUGUAAUCAUGUACAACGCAAUGCAUGAAACGUAAUAACUAACGUAAUAAAAGUAUCAAGCCAGGAUUAUUACUCAGUAUCUUUGUAACGCGAUAUUUAGGCAAUUGUGUACUCACGAAGGAAGGAGGUGAAAAGACGCACGAAUAAAAAAAUGCAAAAUCAUAAUCAAUAAGCUGUAAUCAUAAUUUGUUUUUAAAAAGAUACACGCGAUGGAAUCGUGAAAUUCGUUCUAUAUUCGAACAAA